AUUUCUCAAAAUAAAAAUUAGGCUCGAUUAGGAAUUUAGGCUCAUGAUCAGCAAAACGGAAAAGGGAAGGACGGGAAUGCCACUGCACUUCGUCUCCAAGCAGCUCAGAUGAGCAAGACAAACCAUGAAACUCAUCUCCACCUUACGUGCACGCUUCCCUUUCGCAAUAAAAUCUUGCUCUUCAUGCAGAAGUCUCGCCUAUGCAACCCAGCAACAACCCUUGGAACCUCCGGAACUCGCUCAUACCAUAGCUUCUAUGUCGUCCAUCUCUUCGAACCCCUGUUUUUCUCUUCUAGGUUUCUGCAGGAACUUCGAUUCUCUCAAGAAGACCCACGGCUUGCUCAUUGUACACGGCCUCACCGGUGAACUUCAAUGCGAUACUAAAUUGGUUAGCCUGUAUGCUUCUUUUGCGCGCGUUUGGCAUGCCCGCUUGGUGUUUGAUAGGAUAGAAAAGCCGGAUUUUCUUUCGUGGAAGGUGAUGAUCAGGUGGUACUUUUUGAAUGAUUUGCAUUCGGAGAUUAUUCGGUUCUAUUCCCGUAUGAGAAUAUGCGUGAGAGAGUGCGACAAUGUUGUUUUUUCGAUUGUGUUGAAGGCGUGCUGUGAGUUGCGCAAUCUUGAUGAGGGGAGGAAGGUACAUUGCCAGAUUGUUAAGGCGGGGAGCCCCGAUAGUUUCGUCAUGGCGGGUCUUGUUGAUAUGUAUGCAAAGUGCAGAGAUAUUGGGAAUUCUCGCGAGGUGUUCGAUGAAAUUCUUGAGAGAAAUGUGGUUUCCUGGACAUCAAUGAUUGUGGGGUAUGUGCAGAAUGAUUGUCCUCAAGAAGGUUUGAUUUUGUUUAAUAGAAUGAGGGAAGGAUUGGUUGAAGGUAACAAGUUUACAGUAGGGAGCUUAGUUACUGCGUGUACAGAUUUACGGGCUUUACAUCAAGGGAAGUGGCUUCACGGGUACGUGAUCAAGAAUGGUUUUGAAUUCAAUUCUUUCUUGGUGACAGCACUUCUUGACAUGUAUGUUAAGUGUGGGGAAGUUAGAGAUGCUCGUUCUGUAUUUGAUGAGCUUUCUGCUAUUGAUCUUAUUUCAUGGACUGCAAUGAUGGUAGGGUACGCACAGAGUGGCCACCCCAAUGAGGCAUUAAAGUUGUUUCAGGAUGAGAAAUGGGCUGAUCUAUUACCAAAUUCUGUUACGACUGCAACCGUGCUUUCUGCAUGUGCACAGUUAGGCAAUUUAAAUUUGGGAAGGUCAGUUCAUGGUCUGGGGAUUAAACUCGGGUUAGGAGAACCUCCAGUUAGAAAUGCUCUUAUAGAUAUGUAUGCAAAAUGUCAUAUGAUCAGAGAUGCUCGUUAUAUAUUUGAAACAGUUUUAGACAAGGAUGUGAUCACUUGGAACUCAAUUAUUUCUGGCUACUUCCUAAUUGGUUAUGCACGUGAAGCCCUUGAGCUCUUUAAUCAAAUGAGAUCAAAUUCUGUCUCACCUGACGCGGUCACACUUGUUUCUGCUCUCUCAGGCUGUGCUUCCCUUGGUGAUUUUCAAGUUGGUUCUUCACUUCAUGCUUUCUCUAUAAAGGAGGGCCUACAAUCAUCCAGUGUCUAUGUUGGCACUGCACUUCUAAACUUCUAUGCCAAAUGCGGAGAUGUGAAGUCCGCUCGUAUGGUAUUUGAUGGGAUGGGAGAGAAGAACACUAUCACGUGGAGUGCAAUUAUUGGUGGUUAUGGGAUGCAAGGGGAUGGUAGUGGGUCCCUUGCACUUUUCAAUGAUAUGUUGAAAGAAAAAUUGGAGCCCAAUGAAGUAAUUUUUACUACUGUAUUAUCAGCGUGUAGCCAUACAGGGAUGAUUGGGGAGGGCUGGAGGUGUUUCAAUCUAAUGUGCCAGACCUAUAACUUUGUUCCUACAAUGAAGCAUUAUGCAUGCAUGGUAGAUCUAUUAGCUCGGGCUGGAAAACUCGAAGAAGCCUUGAACUUUAUUGAGAACAUGCCAGUUCAACCAGAUGUUAGUUUGUUUGGAUCUUUUCUCCAUGGAUGUGGACUCUAUGCAAGGUUUGAUCUUGGAGAAGUUGUUAUCCAAAAAAUGCUGGAGUUACAUCCUAAUGAAGCUAGUUACUAUGUACUCAUGUGUAACUUGUAUGCUUCAGAUGGAAGAUGGAGCCAGGUUAAUCAGAUGAGAGAGCUGAUGAAGCAAAGAGGAUUGAGCAAGUCCCCUGGGUGUAGCCUACUGGAGAUGGAUAUCUGUGCUGAUAACUCAACAGCCAAAGUUGCAACUCUUCGGUAGUUAUACACUUCAUCAAACAUGUUUUUGAUGGGGUCGAGAAUGUGAAACUUAAGGUGAUAAGGGUGUCCCAACGAGUUCGGUGCUGCCACGAACUCAAAUUGAACUGCCUCGCUCUACUAUUUAGGAGAGGGCUCCAAGGAAUAACCUUGGAACAUGGCGCUUAAAAAUAUACAAUCCCACGUCUGCGAGGUAAACAUGUGCAACCCUUUUGGUUGGGGCUGGCUGGCUUGAUUUGGGGGGAAAGCCGAGAACUUGGGUCCCGACUUCAUGAGUUGGCUGAAGAUCCAAUUCUUGGCAUGAACAUUCUUUCGGCAUCAUAUCAAAUAAGAAACCCCGGAUAUGGCUUUCGGAAGGUCUUGUGCCUUUUACAAACAUGUUUAAGAACCGUGGUGUCAACAAGACCACCUGACAUGACUACCAAAAAUGACAUCUUACCUUAUAUCCAUGAGGAUGUAUAUUGCUACGCCAUGCAGUGAAGAUUUUGAAGUCAUUGAGAACUCCAUGGUUUUGUGAAUAGCAUAUCAAUUACAGCAAAUUUCUUGAACGGCAAUUGCUGAAUUUACUGUGGUGAGGAUUGACAAAAGUCAAAAAAGAAAGAGUAAUUCUACAUACAACCGUGAAGUG
This is a messenger RNA of Juglans regia (Persian walnut), 2881 nucleotides long. RefSeq names its product pentatricopeptide repeat-containing protein At2g03380, mitochondrial. Lineage: Eukaryota; Viridiplantae; Streptophyta; Magnoliopsida; Fagales; Juglandaceae. The coding region runs from base 125 to 2257 and encodes 710 amino acids. Gene Ontology annotation, molecular function: RNA binding; protein binding. The transcript has a single exon. Gene Ontology annotation, biological process: RNA modification. The record is from RefSeq and is a predicted model, not a curated record.